UUGGCAUGGUUUUUAGGUGAUGUGUUAUUAUUCUUUUGAAUCUCGAGAAUUAACAAAAAUAAUUCUUAUCAUCAGAUAUCUGGAUGUGAAUGCUCUACCAACAAUUAUCUUCAAAGCAAACAUCAAAUGACGAUUUCUAAGCAAAACUAGUGCUUUGAAGAAAGACUUAAAUUAUUAAAGAGGGUUCUACCAACUUGGUUACCACUAACUAUCAAUCAUGGCCACUUGCCUUUUCUCAUGGUUAAAUACUGAGCUUUACAACAAUCAAUGGCUUGUGUCAAAAAAAAAAAAAAAAAACAAUCAAUGGCAUAAGCACACUAUUCAAGCAACCAUGACAAUGACAUGAUUUGAUUGUCUUCAAAUUGUCAAAUAAAGCCGCAAUUUAACACAGUAAUUCAUCACCGUUUGAAAUUAAUUACACAGUUUAAAAUAUUUUGAAAAGUAUUCACUUUAAAAAUCAUAAUAAUGAUCUAUCAUUAGAUUCAUCUUCCUAAAAAAUAUAGGCAUUUAUUCAACCCGUGGUGUCACAACUCACAAUUGAAUCACCAAAGUAGCACACAAUAGUAACGAAGAGAGGCUUGAAUAUUAGGAUUAGUAUGAGCAUAAUAAAUGACAGAUAUAUGCUUGUAUUAUUUAUGCUAAUCUUCUAGCACUAUAUAAAGCUACAACCUCCAGACCAAAUAUGUAACCCAAAACCCAAAAUGGCCGAUCAAAAUUACCAUAAAAAUGAUCAAAAAUAUGACCUUAAACAUCCCUCAAUUGCAGCAAUCAUAGUACCCUUUCCAAUGCAAGGCCAUCUCAAUGAGUCUCUCCAUCUUUCCAUUCUCAUAGCAUCCUAUGGCAUACCGGUCCAUUUUAUCGGAUCCAUAGCACACAAUCGCCAAGCCAAGCUACGUCUCCAUGGUUGGGACCCGAAAGAUACAAGUAAAAUGCACUUUCAUAACUUACAACUACCGCCUUUUACCUUAAAUAAUCCUCCCAAACUCAAUGCCUAUACUAAAUUCCCUGGUCACCUCCAACCACUUUUCGAUGCUGCCUUACAGCUUCGUAAACCUGUGUUUCAACUUCUACAAGAACUCUCAGCUAAGUAUCGAAGAAUCAUCAUUAUUCAUGAUACUAUGAUGGCUUCAGUUGUUCAAGAUGUAAAACUAAUCCCAAAUGCAGAGUCAUAUGCUCUCCAUACUGUCUCUGCCUUCACCAUCUUCUUCCACAUUUGGGAGUCGAUAGCCAAGAAACCUUUCCAACUAGAUAUCGAUAUCCCAAACCACAAAGUUCCCUCGAGUGAAGGGUGCUUUACACCCGAGUUUGAAGACUUUGUAGCAAAGCAAUACAAAGUCUUGAACUUCGAGAGUGGAAGACUCUACAACACAUGCAGACAGAUUGAAGGUAGAUAUAUGGACUUACUGGCAAAGCUACCAAAAAAUGCUAACAAAAAGCAUUUUGCAAUUGGACCAUUGCAUCCGGUUGAGAUAAAAGGCAGAUACAGCAAUAGCAGACAUAGAUGCCUCGAGUGGCUGGACAAACAAGAGACUAAUUCAGUAAUAUAUGUGUCAUUUGGAACGAGCAUAUCGAUGACAGAAAAGCAGAUCAGCGAGUUGGCUGUUGGAUUGGAAAGAAGCAGGCAGAAGUUUUUAUGGGUUGUUAGAAGUGCUGACGGAGUAGAUAUAGCUGCAGAAGAUGAUGUGAGAAGGCCUCGGCUGCCAAAAGGUUACGAAGACAGGGUAAAGGACAGGGGAAUGGUGGUAAAAGACUGGGCACCGCAGCCUGAAGUUCUUGCACACCCAUCAACAGGAGGAUUCAUGAGUCACUGUGGUUGGAACUCGUGUAUAGAGAGCAUCAGUAUGGGAGUGCCAAUAGCAGCAUGGCCUAUGCAUUCUGAUCAGCCAAAAAACAACAUUUUGAUAACAGAAGUCCUAAAGAUAGGUUUAUUAGUCAGGGAUUGGGAACAAAGAGCUAAGCGAGUCACAUCAACUUCUGUAGAGAACGCAGUAACACGAUUGAUGACAUCAAAGGAAGGAGAUGAGAUGAGGAAAAGGGCAACAAAACUAGGUGGUGCAGUCCGAGGAUCAGUUGCAGAUGGUGGAAGUUCUCGCUUAGAAAUGGAUUCUUUCAUUGCUCAUAUCAGUAGAUGAUAAUCUUUCUCAUCAAACUACAUAAGAAGGUUAAAUAAAAAGCCUUUAAGUGAACAUAUUGUUUCUCUUUGUAAACUUUACUCGUAGAUUAACACUAUUACAUCAAUAUUACUGAAAUAAAUUGCAAUACAAUCUUGCAUGAAACUACAGUUGUA
Chenopodium quinoa (quinoa) is the source of this 2287-nucleotide messenger RNA. RefSeq names its product zeatin O-glucosyltransferase-like. Gene Ontology annotation, molecular function: UDP-glycosyltransferase activity. The transcript has a single exon. The record is from RefSeq and is a predicted model, not a curated record. NCBI's taxonomy places the organism in Eukaryota, Viridiplantae, Streptophyta, Magnoliopsida, Caryophyllales, Amaranthaceae. Bases 702 to 2132 code for a protein of 476 amino acids.